AUGGCAACGGCCAGCUGUGUUUCUACGAUUUGCAUCGCUUCACUGGUUCUUUUGAUCUGUAUCUCUGCACUGAUUAGGGUAACCUACCGGAUGCCGCUGAAGCCUUCUAUUGAAGCACGUGCCGCUGUGGCGGCGCCCGUCUGCAGCGGGCCACGGCUGCUUUUUCACGUAGGGCCAGCCAAGACAGGAACUUCGGCCCUUCAGCAUUUUCUGUUCACGGAGCAGCAGUGGCUUGAGCACUCCUGGAAUGUGGGCGCGGCGAUGAACGGUGUCAAAACUGGACAGUGUCUAGCUUGGCACGUGGCCUGCAAAUUUGGGCACGAAGAAUCUUGUCGAAAGGCUGUCAAGAGAAUGCGCCUGGACGAACUUAAUGUGACUGCACAACUAGAGUCACUAGAAUCUUGCGCAGCCUUGAUCCUCAGUCUCAUAAAGACAAAGCUGCGGAGACAUGCCUCGGUGGUUUUCUCGUCCGAAGCCUUGGCACGACUCGAUGCAAGAAUGUGGCAAUACCUCAAAGCUAUGUUUCAGCAAGACAAUGACAAGCCGUGUUUAUCGGCUGUGGUUUUUCAUCGGGCACCAGUUGAUUGGCUGGCGUCACUGUGGAUGCAAGUUGCCAAACAAGAGAAUGCGCCGAGAUCAUGGAUGGAGUUUCUCGGGCAGAUCCGGCAGAUCGGAAGUAGAGACGGGGGACUCGUCAGACCAGAUGCGGAGGGAGACGUAGACCUCCAGCUGCAGCUGCUGAAUAUAUUGAUGAAUGCGUUCCCUCAAGCAGUGGACGCAGCUUCUUACGAUUACCUGAAGGAAGUGAACUGUAGCACUGCUGCUUUCCUCAUUUGUAACGCCACCCUCCGGAAAACAGGUCAGACUUGGGAAAUCUGCAGAGAUGCGAUCAACAGAAAGGCGGCUGCUAGUAUACACGUGUCACCACCCCUGGCAGCAGUGGAUGUGCUAAGACUGGCACGCGCAGUGAAGAACGCCACUAUGACUGCAACACAGGCGAGGCUUUGCAAGAACCUAACCAUUCCUCUUGCGGGGUCACCCAAGGUUAUCAAGGUUGCAAGUUCUUUGCCUCUGAGCUGCGCUGAUCUUGACGAUUUCUUCAAGCCAGAGACCGAUACAUGGUUUGUGCGCACUCAAGCGCAGCGGGCACAAACUAGGUCAAAGCCAUUCUGCAGUGUCGCAAUUGAUCGUCUUGAGCCGGAGCAUUGGCAAUUGAUCGGUAGUCUGGUGCAAGGUUGCUGA
This is a messenger RNA of Symbiodinium sp. CCMP2456, 1242 nucleotides long. Lineage: Eukaryota; Dinophyceae; Suessiales; Symbiodiniaceae. The record is from the annotation of a GenBank genome assembly.